AAGAAAGAACAGCAUCAUGGUCAACAUUCAAAGUUCAUAACUUCAACCUCUGAAACCAAUUCUUCUUUGUCUUCUCUUCUCUUUCUCUUCUCUUUCAUUGAGAAGAAAAUGAACAAUCCCAACACCGACAGCUUCUCUCUGUUGGGUGUUUUUCAUUCUCCCCACUUCUCUGAACUUCUCAGGGAUUUCGCCACGCGAGAACUCAACGCGUUUUUAUGGCUAUCUCUUGUGGUUGUCACCACCCUUUUGCUCAGAAGACUCUUUAGCCUAUUUGGGAUAUGGCGCAGGGCUAGAACCAUUCCCGGGCCUCCCUCUUCCUCUUUUUUUGGCGGCUGCAAGCUCUUUUCCCGGCCAAAUUUCACCUUCACUGACGUGCUGUCAGAAUGUCAUAAAAAUUAUGGACCUAUUGUUAAACUGUGGUUAGGUCCUACUCAGCUUUUGGUGUCAGUAAGGGAUCCAAUCUUAAUCCAAGACAUGCUUAUAAAAGCCGAGGAUAAGUUGCCUUACACGGGAAAACUGUUUCAUCUGGCCUUUGGGCAAUCAAGCCUCUUUGCCCCUUCAUUUGAAAAGGUGCAAAAGAGAAGGGAAUUAUUGGCAACAGAGUUAAACGAAAGAUUGCUGAAGAAUGGUGAUAUGAUUCCUGUGAAAGUUGCAGACUUUAUCACAGAUAAAAUAGAAAACAUUAAAAAGAAAGGAGGUAUUGAUUCCAGGUUGGUUUCUCAACAUAUCGCUUUCACUAUAAUGGGAGUCACAUUCUUUGGAGAUGGCUUCUUGGCCUCGCCGAAGGCUGCAAUGUAUGAGGAACUGUUCAUGACCAUUGCUAAAGAUGCUUGCUUUUGGGCCUCCUAUAAUGUUACUCCUUUCUGGAGACGUGGAUUUUGGAAGUACCAAUGCUUAUGUACAAAGUUGAAAUGCUUAACUCAAGACAUCCUUCAACAUUGCAGAAAAGGCUGUAAACUAUCUAGCCAUACUAAGCAUGAUGUACAUAAUGAAAGUUCCAAUAAAGAAAUGAAGUCAGCAGAUGGUGCAAAAUGCUGUUCUGAUGAUGAGUUCCAAGAUUACUAUUUCUUUCGAGAUCUUAAGGAUCAUCGAGAUGGUAAAGAAGAAUCUUGUGGGAAUGUAAUGCGCAUGAUAUUUCACGGAUGUCAAACUACCUCUGUUCUAAUCACGGAUGUAUUGACUAGGCUUGUCAUGCAUGGGGAAAUACAGGAUAAGGUUUAUUCGGAGAUUAGAAUGGUAGGAAGAAACCCAUCGAAAUGUGAGCAUGAAGAUGUUUAUCGGAUGCCGUUAUUAUUGGCUACAAUUUAUGAAUCUGCACGCCUUCUUCCCACUGGUUCCAUGCUGCAGAGAUGUUCUUUGAAACAUGACUUGAGCUUUGCAUCUGGUGUAACCAUUCCUGCUGGAGCUGUAUUGGUUGUACCAGUUGAAUUGGUACAGAAGGAUGAAUUCAAUUGGGGGAGUGAUGCAAGUCAUUUCAAUCCUUACAGAUUUCUCUCAACUGUUACAAAUAGAUCAGGUUCUGCUGAAGACCUUUCUAGUACAGGAUUCAGUUCAUUUGUACUAAAUGAUCCAAAUGAAAAUGCAGCAUUCUUGCCUUUUGGAUCAGGUGCACGGGCUUGCAUUGGACAGAAAUUUAUCAUCCAACUUGUUGCCUCAGUGUUGGCAUCAUUGCUAAAUAAAUAUGAGAUACGGCUUAGCUCAGACUCAAAUGAUGACUCAAACACAACCUUGAAGAAUAAUCUUCUGCAGCGUCAUCCCAGUUCACAGAUAUUAUUCAUGAAAAGGGACCAGUGAAAGAAAAGAAGCACAAACACACUGUGUAGAUAAUAAACUUGGUGUUGUAAUUGAAGUUAACAACACCAAAAACAUCUGAACCUUUCCUUUUUAGUUUCACUACACUCCUUUUUCCAAGAUGAAUGGGGAAGUUCUCUGGCUCAUUGUGGUCUUUGGGAGGAUGAAUCUAACCUGAGUUUCUUAGCUCAAGUUUUUUUCCUCCCUCUUUUUAAACAUUGCCCUGGUGUUGGCUUCUGGCCCUGACACUUAUUUUUUUGGUGUUUUAAGCACUUUGGGUCAAUUGUUUCUUUGGAGCCUUUGAUUUUCCUUCCCCUUCUCUGGAUGUGGAUCUUUUGCUUUUCUUAUGUCAGUAACUUUUUCACUUCUGAAGGAAGUUUGUUCUUGUAUCUGAUAUUUUCAAAAUAAAAUGUACUUACUUGGAUAGUUUGCAGUACUUCUUAUCUAUCACCCUCUUGUUUA
Molecule: messenger RNA, 2253 nt
Organism: Vigna radiata var. radiata (mung bean)
Lineage: Eukaryota; Viridiplantae; Streptophyta; Magnoliopsida; Fabales; Fabaceae
Product: cytochrome P450 3A31-like
Exons: 7
Coding region: 109-1794 (561 amino acids)
Molecular function (GO): iron ion binding; oxidoreductase activity, acting on paired donors, with incorporation or reduction of molecular oxygen; heme binding
Source: RefSeq, a predicted model, not a curated record